AUGAAUAAUAAGAGGACGUCUGUAGAGCAGCUCAUUUCAUGCCCAAUUUGCUCUAGAAGAGUUUUCUUUUCCCUAAUCAACUCUCAUCUUGAUAUAUGUGGCAAAGAAAAGUCAAAACCUUCAAGUAGACCACAAACGGUGUCAAGUCUUUUGGCAGGUCCAAAGAAGAGGAAACAAACUAAUGCAGAGAAGUUCAUUGAUCUCGACAACGAAGAUCAUGAAAUUAAGACAGAUAUUAAGAAUGAGGACGAAGACAUGACUGCUGAAAAUGAAAGCAAAAGAUUUAAGGAAGCUCCAUCCACGGAUUCUGCAAAAUCAGUAAUAGACUCUGCUUCGAGUAGAGGUCAACUUCAUAACGAUUACGAAAGCAGGUUGCUGCAGAAGAUAAGCCAUUUGCCACUUAGUGAAAAGUUAAGGCCAAAAGAAUUAAGAGAUUAUGUAGGACAGCAGCACAUUCUCUCUCAAGAUAACGGUACAUUAUUCAAAUAUAUAAAACAGGGAACUAUCCCAUCUAUGAUACUCUGGGGCCCUCCAGGUGUAGGAAAGACUUCACUGGCUAGACUAUUAACGAAGACUGCGACAACCAGUAAUAGUGAAUCAAACGUUGGUUCUAAAUAUUUCAUGAUUGAAACAAGUGCGACAAAGGCAAACACGCAGGAAUUAAGAGGUAUAUUUGAAAAGUCUAAGAAGGAAUAUCAACUGACCAAAAGAAGAACUGUUCUUUUUAUUGAUGAGAUUCAUAGAUUCAAUAAAGUUCAGCAGGACUUGUUAUUGCCACAUGUGGAAAACGGUGACAUUAUUUUGAUUGGGGCAACGACAGAAAACCCAAGUUUUCAGCUGAACAAUGCUCUGAUUAGUAGAUGUUUGAUUUUUGUCCUAGAAAAGUUGAAUGUGAAUGAGCUGUGUAUUGUUCUAUCAAGAGGAAUCGCAUUAUUGAAUAAAUGCAGGAAACAAGUUUGGAACAUUGAAAAUCCUUUGAAAUUGUCCAGAAGCAUACUAGAAUACGUCGUGGAUCUAUCCGUAGGUGAUACAAGGAGAGCAUUGAAUAUGUUGGAAAUGAUCGAAGUUUCAACAAGAGAACGCAAGGCCAACGAGGAAGAAUUAUCCACUGAUGAUGUACGAGAUAUAAUUAAGAGUAAUAGCAGUAAUGGGCUUAACACAUAUUAUGAUCCAAAAGGAGAUAACCAUUAUGAUACAAUCUCAGCGUUUCAUAAAGCUAUUAGAGGUGGGGAUGAAAACGCUUCAUUGUAUUAUUUAGCAAGAAUGUUACAGGGAGGGGAAGAUCCAUUAUAUGUUGCCAGAAGGAUGAUUCGAAUAGCCUCUGAAGAUAUCGGAUUACGGGAUAAUUCAUUAUUACCAUUGGCUGUCGCAGCGCAUGACGCGGUGAUGAAAAUUGGUUUGCCAGAAGCAGACCUUGCACUCGCACAAUGUUGUGUUGCUUUGGCUAGGGCACCCAAGUCAGUAGAAUUAUAUAGAGCUUGGAAGAAAUUAAGGGCAAUGAUGAGUGAAAAUAUGUAUAGUUUAGCAAGCAGUGAAAUACCGAUGCAUAUCAGAAAUGCGCCAACUAAAUUAAUGGAAGAGCUUGGCUAUCAUAAAGGCUACAAGUACAAUCCUGAUUAUAUUGAAGGAAAGGUUGAACAAGAUUACUUCCCUAAAGAAGUACUUGAGAAAUGUCCAAAUAAAACCGAUUUGAAGUUCCUGGAUGGUAAACACUUAGGAGACAAAGAAGAUCCUGACUUGAAACAGGCAUAUCAGAGUUAG
Molecule: messenger RNA, 1761 nt
Organism: Saccharomyces paradoxus
Lineage: Eukaryota; Fungi; Ascomycota; Saccharomycetes; Saccharomycetales; Saccharomycetaceae
Gene: MGS1
Product: ssDNA-dependent ATPase MGS1
Exons: 1
Coding region: 1-1761 (586 amino acids)
Biological process (GO): regulation of DNA repair; DNA-templated DNA replication; DNA repair
Cellular component (GO): nucleus
Molecular function (GO): single-stranded DNA helicase activity; DNA binding; ATP hydrolysis activity
Source: RefSeq, a predicted model, not a curated record